Molecule: messenger RNA, 1578 nt
Organism: Neogale vison (American mink)
Lineage: Eukaryota; Metazoa; Chordata; Mammalia; Carnivora; Mustelidae
Gene: TREML2
Product: triggering receptor expressed on myeloid cells like 2
Exons: 5
Coding region: 167-1168 (333 amino acids)
Biological process (GO): T cell activation
Cellular component (GO): cell surface
Molecular function (GO): signaling receptor activity
Source: RefSeq, a predicted model, not a curated record
CCACAACUUCCUCACUUCCCUAAAUGGGCAACUGCACUUUGAGAAGGCCAGGUCCUUCCCUGGCAGACCUAAGUGGCACAUCCUGCAUUGGCCUGGGCCCUUAACCCUGGAUUCGAGGUGUCCCGCCCCCCUGCUGGCCUGUGACUGUCCCCAACUGGAUGGAGCCAUGGCUCCCACCUUCCUGCUGUUGCUGCUGGGGCUGCUGUGGUUCCAGCGCCCUGUCUCAGGUGUCCCUGCCGAGAACGUGUACACUAAAGUCCAGCACUUUGAAGGGGAGACUCUGUCUGUGCAGUGCUCCUACAAGAGCCGCAAAAACCACAUGGAGGGCAAGGUAUGGUGCAAAAUCAGGAGGAAGCGGUGUGAGCCUGGAUUCGCCCGGGGCUGGGUACAGGGGACGCGUUACCAGCUGCAGGACGAUCCCAAGGCCAAGGUGGUCAAGAUCACCAUGGCGGCCCUCAGGCGCCAGGACUCCGGCAGGUACUGGUGCAUGCGCAACAGCUCAGGAACCCUGUACCCCCUGACGGGUUUCCUACUGGAAGUGUCUCCAGCCUCCACAACCAGGAGAAGCACUCCUCUUAGACAGCUGGCCAAUAUCCUCAAGAGCAGAAUUGUUGUCACAUCGGGCCCAGCCCCCACCUCAGGCCCUGAUGCCCCUUUCACCACCAGCAUGACAGUUUUCACUCCUGGCCUCCUCACUUUGACCAGUCUCGUGCCCCCGACUGCCUCAGAGUCCAUCAGACUGACCUCCAUGACAGGCUUCAGCUUCACCAGCCCUGGCCCUUCUACCAUGGGGCCCAGGAAGGCCAUGGAAUCCCAGACAGUGACUGUGUCUCCAAGCGAUGCCAGAGCCUCCUCUGCUGCCCCAGCAUCCAUCUCCACCAGGGCUGGGCAUCUGCACACCAGAUCACCCACCACAGGAGUGUGCCACACCGGCGGGUCUCUCCUCAACAAAUUAUCCCCUGUCAGGCACCAGGAUUUGUAUUCCAUUGUGCUCCCGGGGUUGCUGAUCUUCCUCCCAGUGUCUCUGAUGUUGAUCGUGGUCUAUGGGCUCUGGAAGAAGAGACACAGGGGAAGCUACAGGGUGUGCAACAAUCCUGCUAGACCCUGGAGGGACUCACUUGGAAGACUGGAGCCUCCAUGGAAGCCUGCUUGGUCUGAGGCAACUUAACUAUGGAUUGCGUGAGGGAGGGGCCUUUGGAGGCCAGAGGAGGAUGAAGACGGGGGCCUGUUUGAACUGGAACCCAGCUGAGGGCCGAGGACUUGCUCAAGGCUGGACUCAGGCCUCUCCAGAACCAGAGGCUGCUCUUCGCCCACUCAGUCCUCUUGGGCUGCCGGGGGCCUGGGACAGCCCCCAGAUUGGGGUACCAGGCAGGAAACCCCAGGGGAAGCCACUGAGGGGAAUCAGCUCAGAGCUGCAGAGCCCUGAGUCCCCUCUGGGUGGUGGGGAAGACUUGACGGUGCUGUACACAGAGAGUUCUGGUUCUGUGGGCCUCGGAACCCCUUGCUAUGGAGCUGAGGGGAGCGGACAGGUGAACGGCUGCCCUCUCCCCAUCUGGAACCCUGUGUCCUCAGCUUUCC